Dissoconium aciculare CBS 342.82 is the source of this 4506-nucleotide messenger RNA. RefSeq lists its product as uncharacterized. NCBI's taxonomy places the organism in Eukaryota, Fungi, Ascomycota, Dothideomycetes, Mycosphaerellales, Dissoconiaceae. Gene Ontology annotation, cellular component: P-body. Gene Ontology annotation, molecular function: protein binding. The transcript has 3 exons. Gene Ontology annotation, biological process: deadenylation-independent decapping of nuclear-transcribed mRNA. The coding region runs from base 149 to 4345 and encodes 1398 amino acids. The record is from RefSeq and is a predicted model, not a curated record.
CGAGCUCCAUCGAUGACACAGCUGCUUUCUCACAUUGUCUUUAUUCGCUGACAACACGACAUUGAAAUUUUGUCAUUGUUGCAUCGCUCUCAGGGCGAUAUCUUUGCUCCUUCCGGCACGGCCUCAAGUUUUGGCGCGUUUGAUGACAAUGGCAGAUCUUCAGGAACUGUUUUCACGCCUCAAAGCUGCGGCGACCGAGCCGUCGCCUGCUGUUCACUCCCAAUCGCAAAGUCCUUCGCAAUCCUCGUUAUGGGCUCAGCCUCCAGCGAAUCAUCAGCACAUCAUUACUUCACCGCCACCUCACGCUACGAUCACUUCUGUUCGUCCGUCAUCGAUCUUGAGUUCAUCACACCCGAUGGCCGUGGCGAAUACUCCGGCCUCUGACCAAGAGCGUUCAAACCACUUGCUCAGCCUGCUGAAGUUCACCCAACCUUCCAAUGUUCCACCGAGCUCAACCAGCCCCAUGGCAAAUCUGCAGAAUGUCGGCGUAUCGCGGAGUGCGUCUUCAUACAAUCCUGGACUGCCAGCCUAUGAUGGCGGCAAUCCACGUCCUCUCUCUGCCGCCGAUCUGAUGGCGAACCUACAGAGAAAUUCACAAUCUCCAAUCGCUCAAACGACUGUAAUCUCGGACAAACGCCAAAGCAUUCCUACUCCUGCUGCUGCCCAGCAAGAUUUUCUCCUUCACCUUUUGAAGCCAUCAUCAAGACUUGCACAGUCAGGAAAUGCUGCUGAUUCUGCGCUGCCUACACUAGCAGCGAGUUCGGAGCCACAUAAUUCGCCCGUCCCUCACUUCGGCAGUCCCUCGAUUGAUCAGACGGUGUUCGAGGCUCCUCAACCAACAAAGCCGUCCAGAUUUAAUUACAUCAAUCCCUUUGACGAGCUACACUCAUCUUCGCCUCUCAACGCCGCUUCUAACCCGAAAGCGUCCCCUUCGAAUCCGCAGACCUUUGAGAUUCUCAAGCAUGCUCGUGAUACUUCAGUACCGCAGGCUGAAGAGCUGCUUGCUCCUGUCGCAAAAGCGAAAAAGGCAGGCGCAGGGGAUACCGCAUCACAAGGCGCGACAGAUUCCGGAAGCACAAGCGUUUCCAAGGCUCUGCAGGGGGUCGGUGAGAAAGCGGACAAAGAGGCAGAGCAAGCUCUUACAGCUGCGGAGUCGAAGGAUCAGUCCAGGAAUGACUCGUCGUCGGCGGCACUCCCCACGAGACAGAAAGAGCAGAAAGUGCCGGCAAAUACUGAUGAGGUCGGUUCUAGUUGGGAAAGUGCUGAGGAUGACGAAGCGUCGGCAUGUGCCGUCGACGUUUACAACUUCCCAAUGAAGCCGUUCGUCUCAUUGCAGAUCAAACAAAUGCCAGAGGCACGACCAAUCCGUCAGGAUAAUUUCAUGGUCGUCGCACAGCUCAAGAAGGAUUUCGACCAGAUUGACCGCUGUCUCGUCACUGCGAGCCAAACCCACAUCAUAUAUGCGCAAGUUGCCACGAAGAAAGACAACGGCGGAUUCCGCGUCAUCCGGCAGGAUAAUGGACAGCACAAGCAAGUAUUUCGGUCCAGUGGCGAGCGCAUUUUCAAUGUGCAGCUAUGCAGUACGAACGUGAGAGGAGACGACGUGGAGACAGUUCUCGGAACUGGAGUCAAUGGCUCUAUCUUCUGGACCUCCCUCAACAAGUCUCGUGGCGAUCUAUUUGAGGACGAUGACGUUGAAUCGCAAGGGUUUGUCAUGCCUCCAGUGGCGACGAUCGAAGAGAAUACAUCUGGCUCUCCCGUCAAAACUCGCGCCAAGAUGAGCAGUCGCCAUCCUGCGUUCUUCGGCGUGGCUCGAGGCAAGCAGAUUUACAUCAUUGCCCCUGACGCCGCGAAGCAACCGCAGUACUGUCCAUUCACAACUCGCAAAGUCGACAGCGAUAAAUUUUUCCAGGAACGAAGUCUGAAGAUUAACACCGGAAAGGCUGGCAAAGACUUCUGUUUCUCCGAAGACGAUUCCGUGAUCGUGAGCCUGGAUAAGACUGGGCGAUUCAAAUUUUGGGACAUUCGUGAGUUGACGAGCCAGAUCACUACGACAAAUGGACGACAAGAGCCAGUCGAACUCCGCGAGCCAAUGUGGACCAUGAACGCCGCGGCAUCUGGCAGCAAGCCUGAUGAGAAACCAUCCGUAUCAUCAAUCAUGUUUCUUGACAAGGAACGACCCACGGUGAAGGGUACUGCGCUCAGGUACAUGAUCAUUGGCUUCAAACAGAAUCAUAUCCUUCAAUUGUGGGAUCUCGGUCUCGGCAAGGCAGUGCAGGAGAUCCGCCUUCCGCACGAGAAAGACAGCGACGGAAUAUGCAGCAUCAGCUAUCACGCCAAGUCUGGCAUUAUCACUGUGGGGCAUCCGACAAGGAACAGUAUCUACUUCAUCCACCUCAGUGCGCCGAAGUACCCCCUGCAAGCCAUGGAGCAAGCAAAGUAUAUUGCACUUCUCGCGCGCGAAGACUCCAAAUUGCUCCCUCGUCCGGAAAGCACGGCUAUCAUGAGUGGACUUAGAGAGUUCUCUUUUGCAAAGGUUGGUCAGCUUAGAAGUGUUGAUAUGUUGAAGACGCCAGUGGAGAAUGCGAGCGAAGGUGGUAGCACAGAUGAGACUUUGUUUGAGCUAUACAUCAUGCAUUCAAGGGGUGUGGUCGGAGUCCCCAUCAAACGCGAGGAUCUUGGAUGGGAUGCAGCCGGUAAAAUGGUCAAUCCCAAAGAUGCUCUAGCCGAAGGUGUAAUCGAUAUCAGCGAGCUCAUUCAGCCCCACAAGUUGCCGGCACUCAGUGAACAAGGUACGGCUGACAAUGCCACGAAACAAAAUACGAAGCCAGGACAAUCCAAGAAGGAAGAUCUCACAAAAUCCAUUGAUGCUUCGAAAAUUGCCACGCUUACGUCGAGACCGGAAGCGAAGAGAGACACUCCUGUGAGCAACUUAAAUAACCACGAGCCAAAACAUUCUCAGGCAACAACAUCGGCUCCUGAGAAUAGGCCCACUGAAGCAGCAGGCCCGAAUGAAGCUCAAGGUCAAUCGCAGGACAUCCAGUCACAGCUCACAGCCCAGACAGCAGGCACCCAGCGUGGCAAAUCGCCAUCUAAAACGAAGCCUACUUCUAGCACAGCCAAUGUUGCGAAGAAAGCUUUGCCGCCUCCAACAUCUGCAUCGGCUCAGACGAGCAUCACUGGCGAUGAGUUUCAAUCUCUGCUCAACAAACAGUCCGAGAACCUAUACCAACGUAUUGACAACGAACGACGCGCUCAGGAUGCCUCGGCCGGCGCCAAGCAGGAAGCGCUACUACGACUGGUGUCUUCAACAUUGACAGACAAUGUCGAUCGCAGCCUCAACCAUAUCGUCAGCAAUAGUAUUCAGCAGGAAGUGCUUCCGAUGCUGAAUGACAUCAUCAGCAAAGUCAUAGACCGCAACAUAGCAGACUCACUACCCCAGCAUCUAAGCUCCAGCAUUCAGACAGCAUUGAAGGGUCAUCUUCCUAGCGCUUUGCAGAAUGCCUUGAAGGAGAAGGAUUUCCAUCGCUCGAUAUCGGAGACAACAGCCAAUCAAGUCGCCAACAAAGUGCAAGCCCAGGUGUCGACACUGUUACAACAAGCCCUACCUAAUAUGGCAACUCAAGCUUCGCUGAAGCUAGUGGCUGAUCUCGAACAACGAAUGAGUCAGAAGCUUCAGCUUGCUGAGACCGAGCGCAAAGCUGACGCAGCUAAGAUCGACGGGCUGAUCAGCAUCGUCAACCGCAUGUCCAUUACUAUGGAGAGUCUCUCAGACUUGCAGUCUGCGACUCAAGAUGCCCUACUCAAGAUGCAGCGUGAUGUUGCUACUGUAGCACGGGCGAGUGUUAGCCGUCCAUCACCGACAGUGCCUGCCGAAGAGCCUCGAGUUGAAGGUCCCGUCGAGCUUCAAUCUGAUCCCGAAGACGAGGAGGUUGCUCGCAUAACGCAGACGCUCUUGGCUAAGGAAUACGAAAAUGCCACGAUCCAGUGGAUCUCAUCAGACCGCCAAGCCGACCUCUUUGACAACCUUUUCGUCCGUGUCAAUAUGAAUUACUUAGAUUACGUUUCGCCACUCGUGUCAUUGACCGUUUCUGCUGCCAUCACAUCAAGCUUUUCGACGAACAUCGAAGAGCGCCUGGCAUGGUUAAAGAAGGUCCUUGACUCUAUUGACAUCCGUCAUCCAGACAUUCGCGAUGUUGCCCCAAAGAUCAUGGAUGUCCUAUCACAACGUCUCCGCGGAGCCUACUUGGCAUUGUCCGAGGAAUCGCCAAGGCCCGAGGGCACAUUGCAUUCCAUUGUAGCGCUGAGUCAGCAAGUGAGCGAGGUCCGCAGGCUCACGGCUUGACUAGCCGCCGGCGAUAGGCUUAACAUGUUUGUAUGAACACCAUAAUUCAUUCGUCAAUCGACGUGGUCGAUUUCAGUAUUAGCAAGGCGUUGGUGCAUAGCUGAUGGGUCAGGGCCCACAAGUAAAAUAAUGCGAGCAUUAUCGACUUGAACAGUCCUCAU